Verticillium dahliae VdLs.17 is the source of this 159-nucleotide messenger RNA. Its product is annotated as diphthine synthase. Gene Ontology annotation, biological process: protein histidyl modification to diphthamide. The transcript has 2 exons. Bases 1 to 159 code for a protein of 52 amino acids. Lineage: Eukaryota; Fungi; Ascomycota; Sordariomycetes; Glomerellales; Plectosphaerellaceae. Gene Ontology annotation, molecular function: diphthine synthase activity. The record is from RefSeq and is a predicted model, not a curated record.
AUGCUCUACCUCGUGGGCCUCGGACUCUCCGAUGAGACCGACAUCACCGUCAAGGGUCUCGAAGUCGUCAAGAAAGCCUCGCGCGUCUACCUCGAGGCUUACACCAGCAUCCUCCUCGUCGACCAAACCAUCCUCGGGGCGUAUGAAAAGGAAGCCUAA